UCGUAGGACUGUGUUGACGUCCAGUUGCCUCUGCUCGCGGUGUUAUUUUUCAUUCCACCCACACGUCCCACCCCCUGUGCUACGAUGCCUUCCUAAAAUACAGCAAAGUUUACCUUUGCACCCUUCCGACCUCGCUGUUAGGCAAUGCUUAGGUAAUUUUAGUGGGAAUAGCGGAGCGAAAGAUGGCCAAAAGAUCUCAAUUCAGUAACAUCGAUGAGUACGGUUUCGAGCGACCGGAAAACUUUGACUACGCGACCUAUGAAGAGUUCAUGUCAAGCUACCUCAGGAUAUUAGCCAAAAGAUCAAAGAAAUGGAAGGAACUCAUUGCCAACAAGAGCACUGUCAAGAGAAACCUUACAACUAAACGCUACAUCAGGAAGGGGAUUCCCAAAGAGCACCGUGGCCUCGUUUGGAUGGCUGUCAGUGGGGCGGAAAAGGCAAAACGAGAGCAGCCUCACUUGUACAGAGAAAGAUUAAAAGGACAAAUCAAUGAAGAGGUUCUGUCCUGCAUCAAGACAGACCUGCCUCGCACCUUUCCUGACAACAUCAACUACAAAGCGACAGCACACGUGUACAGCUGCACAGGGCAACUACAGUUAACUGAACAAACACAGCCUCACCAGCUGUUUAAUGUGCUUAUUGCAUUCGCGCAGGACAACCAGGAAAUCGGUUACUGCCAGGGCAUGAACUACAUUGCCGGCCUUUUACUGAUAGCCACCAGAGAUGAGGAGACGUCAUUUUGGCUUUUAAAGACACUGAUUGACCGCUCCUUGCCCGGAUAUUAUAACAAACGCAUGACAGGGAUCAUCCGCGAUAUUGAUGUUCUUGGAGAGCUAGUUCGCAUUAAGUACCCUGAAGUCCACCGCCACAUCGAGUCUCUCAACCUGUCAUGGGCUGUGAUUACCACCAAGUGGUUUGUCUGUUUGUUUGCUGAAGUCCUACCCGUAGAGACGGUGUUUAGAGUCUGGGACUGCUUGUUUUACGAGGGAGCGAAAAUUUUGUUCCGCGUGGCGCUGACUCUGGUUGGACUCAACACUGACGCCCUCUUAAAAUGUGACGACCUUGCCUCACUCAUUAUGUGCUUUAAAGCAGUUACACAAGAUGCGCUAGUCACCGAUUGUCACACUUUCCUACAGAGCAUAUUCAAAGUACCGGGUUCACUGAAAAAUUCAACGAUAGCGAGAUUACGUCAAGAAUGUGCAAACAAAGCCGAAGCCACGAAAAAGAAGUGAACGUUCUGCAUUUAUCAUUAUUUUAGCCUGCCAUUCAGUUGCCCUUCUAGAAGGUGUAGUUUUAGUUUUGUCAUUGCGCAUCAAGAAUUGCUUAUAUGAUUUGUCACUGUCAUCAUGGUGUACAGUUAAAUUUUGUCAUGUUUGGCUGUGAAGUCAGGAAUUGUAACUGAUCCAACGGACUUGAUUUUUUCAUGCAUUAACUGUAUCUUUGUAUUUCUGUAUAUUGAAAUCUAUUCAAGAUCUGCGUGAAUUUGUUUUUGCUAUGUUUAUUAAACAAAGAACCAAUCUUAUAAGUUA
Messenger RNA from Cloeon dipterum, 1529 nucleotides. RefSeq names its product growth hormone-regulated TBC protein 1. The transcript has 8 exons. The record is from RefSeq and is a predicted model, not a curated record. Lineage: Eukaryota; Metazoa; Arthropoda; Insecta; Ephemeroptera; Baetidae. The coding region runs from base 183 to 1232 and encodes 349 amino acids.